Penicillium mononematosum is the source of this 198-nucleotide messenger RNA. RefSeq names its product 4F5 domain protein. The coding region runs from base 1 to 198 and encodes 65 amino acids. The transcript is spliced from 3 exons. The record is from RefSeq and is a predicted model, not a curated record. NCBI's taxonomy places the organism in Eukaryota, Fungi, Ascomycota, Eurotiomycetes, Eurotiales, Aspergillaceae.
AUGACACGGGGUAACCAACGUGACAACGACCGGGCUAAGGCCCUGAAGAAGGCGGGCAACACGAAGAGCAAGAACAACCAGUCCGGUAGUGAAUUCGCUAGGAGCAGGGAAGACGCCGCUGCCAUCAUGCGCGAGAAGCAGAGGAAGGCCGAUGAAAAGAAAGCCGCCGAGGCUGCAGCAGGAAAAAGCAAAAAAUAA